Molecule: messenger RNA, 3173 nt
Organism: Triticum dicoccoides
Lineage: Eukaryota; Viridiplantae; Streptophyta; Magnoliopsida; Poales; Poaceae
Product: AP-1 complex subunit gamma-2-like
Exons: 20
Coding region: 216-2894 (892 amino acids)
Biological process (GO): vesicle-mediated transport; intracellular protein transport
Cellular component (GO): membrane coat; AP-1 adaptor complex; Golgi apparatus
Source: RefSeq, a predicted model, not a curated record
CACCGUCGCCACCAUUUCCACUCCUCCAGAUCCACCCUCCGUCCUCCUCCACCUCCCCGCUGCCAGCGUGCUUCCUCCCCGCCCCAACCACCCCGGCAGCCAGAUCCCGCGAGCUCCCACCCCCACGCCCCUCCCGUGCGCGCGCUCGCGCGCGCCCUCCCCGAGAUCCCAAGCUGGAUACCGUCGAGAAGAUCGUGGAGGACUUCGCCUCGGACAUGGCCCUCAACCCCUUCUCCUCCGGCACCCGCCUCCGGGACAUGAUACGGGCGAUACGCGCGAGCAAGACGGCGGCGGAGGAGCGGGCGGUGGUGCGGCGGGAGUGCGCGGCGAUACGGGCGGCGAUCAGCGGGGACGGGCAGGACCUGCGGCACCGCAACAUGGCCAAGCUCAUGUUCAUCCACAUGCUCGGCUACCCGACCCACUUCGGCCAGAUGGAGUGCCUCAAGCUCAUCGCCGCCGUCGGCUACCCGGAGAAGCGGAUCGGCUACCUCGGCCUCAUGCUGCUCCUCGACGAGCGCCAGGAGGUCCUCAUGCUCGUCACCAACUCGCUCAAGCAGGAUCUCAACCACUCGAACCAGUUCAUCGUGGGGCUCGCGCUGUGCGCGCUCGGGAACAUCUGCUCCGCCGAGAUGGCCCGGGAUCUGGCGCCUGAAGUGGAGAGGCUGAUGCGAAGCAGGGAUGCUAAUACAAAGAAGAAGGCUGCUUUGUGCUCUGUAAGGAUUGUAAGAAAAGUCCCGGAUUUGGCGGAAAACUUCAUGGGUCUCGCUGUAUCAUUACUGAAGGAAAAACACCAUGGGGUUUUGAUAUCUGCAGUUCAGCUCUGCACUGAGUUGUGUAAAGCCAGCAAAGAUGCACUGGAGUACCUGAGAAAGAACUGCAUCGAAGGUCUGGUCCGAAUACUUAGAGAUGUCUCCAAUAGUUCAUAUGCUCCUGAGUAUGAUGUUGCUGGCAUUUCGGAUCCUUUCUUGCAUAUCCGGGUUCUUAAACUUAUGCGUAUGUUGGGUCAAGGUGACGCAGAUUGCAGUGACUAUAUGAAUGAUAUUCUCGCUCAGGUCGCAACAAAAACUGAGUCAAACAAGAAUGCUGGAAAUGCCAUCUUAUAUGAAUGUGUUGAGACUAUAAUGGGUAUUGAAGCUACUAGCGGUCUACGUGUCCUGGCUAUUAAUAUUCUGGGUAGAUUCUUGUCAAACCGCGAUAACAAUAUAAGAUAUGUUGCUCUGAACAUACUUAUGAGGGCCAUUACAGUAGAUUCACAAGCCGUACAGAGGCACAGGGUGACAAUAUUGGAGUGUGUAAAGGACGCCGAUGCCUCCAUUCGCAAAAGGGCCCUGGAUCUUGUUUAUUUGUUGGUCAAUGAUACAAAUGUAAAGCCUCUGACCAAAGAGCUCGUCGACUACUUACAAGUAGCUGAUCCAGACUUCAAAGAGGAUCUCACAGCCAAGAUAUGCUCCAUAGCUGAAAAGUUUUCUCAAGAAAAGUUAUGGUAUCUUGAUCAGAUGUUCAAGGUUUUAUCCCUGGCUGGAAAUCAUGUGAAAGAUGAUGUGUGGCAUGCCCUUAUUGUUGUAAUAAGCAAUGCGUCUGAACUUCAAGGAUACUCAGUGAGAUCAUUAUACACGGCUUUACAAGCAUACAGUGAACAGGGAAGUUUACUGAGAGUAGCUGUUUGGUGCAUUGGUGAAUAUGGUGAAAUGCUAGUGAACAAUGUUGGCAUGCUUGAAGCUGAGGGACCAAUCACGGUAACAGAAUCUGAUGCUGUGGAUGCUGUUGAGCUAGGUCUUAACCGUUACUCUGCAGAUGUGACAACUAGGUCUAUGUGUCUAGUUGCACUUUUGAAGCUCUCCUCACGGUUUCCAUCUAUGUCGGAGAGGAUAAAACAAAUAGUUGCCCAGAAUAAAGAGAAUAUGGUGCUUGAACUACAGCAAAGAUCAAUUGAAUUCGGUUCCAUUAUACAAAGACAUCAGUCUAUCAGGUCAUCUUUGCUUGAACGUAUGCCUGUACUGGAUGAAGCUACUUAUCUUGUGAAGAGGGCUAGUGCUACACAAGCAACUAUUCCAGCAUAUAAGCCUGCAGCAGUCACUCCUGGAGGCCUUAAGCUUCCUAAUGGUGUAGCAAAACCUGCUGCAGCUCCAUUAGUUGAUUUGCUUGAUUUAAGUUCUGACGAUGCACCAGUUACUUCCGCUGCUUCUGCUACUACAGCACCUAGUGAUUUUCUACAAGACCUUUUGGGAAUUGGUGGGACAAAUUUAUCAACUGCAGGAGCACCUUCAUCUGCAAGCACAGAUAUUCUAAUGGAUCUUCUAUCCAUGGGAUCGUCUCCAUCACAGAAUGGUCUGCCAGCUCCAGCCCAAGAGAAAAAACCUGUUUCUGCUGCACCUCAAGUUGGUUCUCUUGUACCUGAACCUAUGGAUCUACUCGGCAGUUUGUCAUCAAGUGCAUCUAUUUCUGGAACUAAAUCCACUAUUGCUGCACCUCAAGCUGUGGAUCUGCUUGACGGUUUGUCACCAAGUACAUCCGUUUCUGGACUUGAAGAUACUCGCCCGUCAAUAACGGCUUUCCAGAGUGCAACUUUGAAGAUCACCUUUGAUAUCAGAAAACAGCCUGGAAAGCCACAAGAGGCUACCAUCCAUGCCACUUUUACAAAUUUGACAUCUAGCAAUUAUACAGAUUUCAUUUUUCAGGCAGCUGUUCCAAAGUUCAUUCAAUUGCGACUGGAUCCAGCUAGCGGUAACAUUGUUCCAGCUAACGGGAAGGGUUCAGUCACACAAGGUUUCAGUGUCACGAAUAAUCAGCAUGGGCAGAAACCGCUUGCAAUGCGUAUCCGGAUGUCUUACAAAGUGAACGGCGAGGACAGGUUGGAACAAGGCCAAGUCAGCAAUUUUCCACCUGGAGUAUAGUGCCAUUUGUGUGUAACCUAUGUUUUGUUGUGAUAGUUAUGUUCAUUUCAUGUGUUCGGGGCAGAGGGGAGAUUCUAUCUCUUGUUAUACUUUUUCGGCUCCUGUUCCCCAUUUGAGGGCACUUAAACAGAUAGUCCGGCUUGCCCAUCAUUGUCUCAAUAUAUAGUGUAUAGUAGUUACAGCAGUGUAAAAUAUUUGGAAUCAUCAUAAUGUAUUUUCAUGCAUGUGUAUUUCACAUUCAAAGAUAAUCAAAAUUAUUCGGCCUGCCCUUUUGAGUUA